AUGGAGUCCGAGGAAAGUAAGAUAUCUGUGUGGGUUUGCCGAGAGGAGAAGCUUGUAUCCGGACUGUCAAAGCGUACCACCUGUGCUGAUGUGAUCAAUGUGCUCCUUGAGGAUCAAAACUUGCAACAAUGUGUCUCUGCAGCCAUGAUCUCCGGAUCACCCCAGUCCUAUUGCAUCGUAGAAAAAUGGAGAGGAUCUGAGAGAAUUUUGCCGAAUAAAACAAAGAUCCUUCGACUUUGGGGCGCGUGGGGAGAGGAGCAGGAGAACGUGCGGUUUGUGUUGGUUAAAAAUGAGGCUUCUUUGGCUAACCAUGGACCCCGGAGCGCAGAGGCGCGUGUGGUGCUCAGCAAGGAGAGCCCGUGCGUUUACAAGGGGACAGCAAGAGCCACCAUGGGCUUUUCACAUGAGAAACAACGUCGGAUUGUUAGGAAAGCUUUCAGAAAGUUGGAUAAAAUAAAUAAAAAGAGGGCGCAAACCGUGUCCAAUGAUGCGCCCACUGGGGAGAAAAUGGAAACUUUGGUUCACCUGGUCAUAUCCCAGGACCACACAAUCCGCCAACAAAUCCAGAGAAUUAAAGAACUGGACAGAGAGAUAGAAAGGUAUGAAGCUAAAGUUCAUUUUGACAGAAUGAAAAUGCAUGGGAUCAAUUACGUGCAGGACACAUACUUAGUGGAUGCGCAUCCUGACGGGCUCUCCAAGCAGGAGGGUGAGAAGCAAUGCUCGGCGGAGGCUGUUGCCCAGUUUGAGGAGUAUGCCCUACGGUGUGAGGAGGUGAUUAGACUUCAGGAUGAAUUGGCUGAGUACGAAGCGCUCAUGGACAGCAUUACUGUGGAGAUCCAAGAGGAACUGAACCAGAGGUGGAUGAAGCGAAGGCAAGAGGAGCUGUCAAGUAAAGAGGUGGAACCCAGCGCGGGAGAGACCGCUAUGUGGGUAUCAACAGCCCAUGCGACACACACAGACACUUUAGCCCUGGAGGCUGAUACAUCAUUAGAGAACGAUUUGCUUCUGGAGGAGGAUAGGAUCAAAACGCAGCUGGAUACUAGUUUAUACAUUGGACUGCGCUUGAACACGGAUUUGGAGGCUAUUAGGAGUGAUUUGAAUCUAACCCAGGAUAUUUGGGGGGCGAAAGAAAAGGAGAUACGGGAUUUGCUGGAGAAAGUGAACUCAUUGGAUAUAGAGGACGACGGGACACCAAGCGAGGACAAUGACUGCAACUCUGUGGUUACUGAGGCAGCAACGAUGCGUCCCUUGGAGACGAAAAGCGAGUGGGUGGAGCAAGCCAGGGGGCUUUCAAAGACAUGCAAUGCCAACGAUGACGACUCAGACACUGGCCUGAGCUCCAUGCACAGUCAGGACUCGGAUAACCCACCUGUGUGCGAGUCAUUGGUAUAAAUUUCCAGGAUGCUUCAAGUUCUAUUGACAAUUAUAUUACAUUAUUACUGUACUUCUAAAAACUCAGGGACAGAGUAUAUCCCCACAAUGAACAACACAAUAUAAUUUAUUCAAAAAUGUAUUGACUAAUAUGUAGCUUACCCCAAUACAUAGUCAAAAUACUUGGUCACUUAAAUAUAUGCACUUACAGUUAUUCACAUAUUUUGUUGCCUUUUCUCUAUAAAAAAACCUUUUACCUGUGCCAGGAUAUGACACACCUCAGUGUUAUUGGUCAGAUUAUUAUUGGAUAAGGGAUGGAAGCCUUUGUGUUUGCAAGACUAAACAGACUUCAAAUAGACCAUGCUAAUUGUAACACUGCACAAGUGCUAAUUCUAGUUGGAAGUGAGAUAGUGCUCUGCACUUGUCCAAUGUGAUUUUGUGGACACACAGACGAGUCUUAAAUAUGAAGGGUGUAUGACAUACUAAAAUAAAGAUAAUUUACAAAACUUGUAUGUGCAAUUCCUUCAUUGAAAUAUGCAGAAAAUGACUUUGCCUUGCCUAAUCAAUACUAAGUCUGCAAAUUGUAUGCAACGAGUGAAAAGUACAGGAUAAUGUUAAACAAUGUAUGUGUGAGUGUGUGUGGAUGCAUGCAUCACUAUGUGUGUGUGUUCAUGCGCUUGUGGGCAUGUGUGCUUGAGAGAGAUGGUAGGUAGGGUAAGGGGUGGCAUGGAGCAUUACGCAAUGGGAUGAAAACUCCAAGCAGAUGCUGGGCUCACACAGCAUAAACCAGGGAGGGCAUGAAGGAUUUAGGCUCAUAUCCAUGGGUGUCAGGGGAUUCCCAAUCAAUGUGACUGAGGCCAGGGGUUAAAACUUCCUCUGACAUUUACCACACACGGAGAAGCAGCAGAGAUGCCUUUGACAGAGAGACAUACAAUAUUCAUGGCAUUACAUUACAUUUCUCCACACAAUAGCGAGUGUGAGGCUUGCUGUCUGACCCAGGUGGGGUAUCACAUGAUGCUACUGUAUUUCACUGUUGACUGGACUUCAGUCAGGCUUCAGAUCCACUCCCUCUCAGCCAGGGUCUCAUAAGAGGAUCCCCCCCCCCUCCUCCUCCCUGCCCACCCCUACUGUACCCCUGCCAUAGUGCACUCUUAACACAUACCUGAACACUAGAUCAAACCAGCAUCAGCUGUAAUCAGAGGCAUGCUGUUGGCGUUAAUCUGGGUGUUGUCUGUUGAGCAGUGUGAGGAUUGUAGCUAUAAAGCCAGAGCUGCAGAUGCAUUCAGACCGUCACAAAUAACAUCAUCAAGGCUCAGGUUUGUUUGCAAAGCUAAUGUCAGAGCAUUACCUCUGGCUCUACUUCACAUUCACCACUGUAGCAACAUAUUUUAUUUAUGCAGAACAUUUAACAGAUAUUAACAUUUUAAUCAUUCAGAUAAUAUUGUUAUUACAUAUGUAUAAGCUACAGAAUUUCAUAACAAGAAACUGCUCCAAUGGCCCAAAUAGUACUUCUGUCUGUCUAUCACAGCCAGUGAACAUCUGGACUAAAGUAUUACCUCACCUCAGGUUGGGCAGGGCAAUCAUGGAUUAAAGCAACAUAUUGUACGUUUGGCCAAUAGCCUUUCCAGAUGACAUAAUUAUAAAAGAUUAUAAUAGGGCUGGAUUAUAAUGUGCGUCGAAGACCAGUCAUAAUGAAAACCUACAGUUCCGGUAGUAGGGUUACUUUACUCUAUAACCAUGCUAUUUCACAAAUGAUUUUAUAAUUCCAAUCACUCUCAAUUAUAUUAUAUCUAUUCAGAAAUUGAUAUUAGCAUGACACCAGCACAACACUGAAUGAACUAGUAUGUGAUCUGGAUGCAUUAGUGGAUGCACUCAGAGGUCACAACAGAUAGAGAAGGCUAAUCCCUUUUUUAAUGUCAGUCCAGAAACACUGGCUAGAGUUUAUGGGAACCUUUCGUACCCUCCUCAGUAAUAAAGUCAAGGAUCUGUGACGCACCAGUGAUGAGGAAUGCUGUAAAACUCCCUUCCUGGCUGUACAGGCUCAGGAACACAUAGUGCAGGUCUUCCACUGACAUACACUACAGGGGCUAGAUGAGAUUUGUCUCACACAAGAAUGGCCACCCAACUAGUAAGACAUUUUACUGACGUUGUAGCUUAUGACGUGGUCCUCUGUAGCUCAGCUGGUAGAGCACGGCGCUUGUAACGCCAAGGUAGUGGGUUCGAUCCCCGGGACCACCCAUACACAAAAAUGUAUGCACGCAUGACUGUAAGUCGCUUUGGAUAAAAGCGUCUGCUAAAUGGCAUAUUAUUAUUAUUAUUAUGUCACUAUUUUUAUGAGGCUCUCUUCACUCACACAUACACUCAUUCUCUUCACUCACACGCACACACACACACACACGUAUGCACAUACACACAUACACGCACACACGAGCACACACACCAAGUAUACAUGAUCAUUUUUAUAUGAAUUCUACAAGCUCUUCAAAGGAGUGUGGGAAAGUGAGUAACGCUGUGGUGACUGAGCUGUAGCUUUGGGGAGGAGGUGUAUUUAGAAGAGGAGGUUCUCAGGGGGCUCCUUCAUCUCUCAAACAGCAAACAGGACGCAAUUACUGCCAUGUCUUUGAUCCUUCAUGAAUCUCUUCCACUCCCCUGCACCGAGCACUGAGCCCCCACCCCCUUUAAUGAGGCCCUGCCCCACUGACUCCCUGCAACCCCUUCCCCUAUUCUGAACGAGGCAGGUAUCUAUCAAUGGGUGAUAAUGACAGGUACUCUGAAUCCACCCCUACCAUAAAUACUUCAUUACUGCAGUGUGAGGAGAGGACAGGGCUAUUAAUGUUGACCCAGGUGGUCCAGGUUUCAGACAGUCUGAACCAAAACCUUCACUUUACACAGGGACACGCACCACCAUGAUAGAACCUGACCAGAUAAAACGCUUGAUUCUCUCCCACUUUAUUACUGUGAUUUUGGGAUGAACUAGUGGGUAAGGCACCUAUUACAAUUUCUCCUGUCUGAAAACAUUAAUUUGUUAGUCAAGGAGCACUACAGGGGACUCUCAAACCAGAGAAAGUGCUUCCUUGUUUCUCUCUCUCUCUCUCUCUCUCUCUCUCUCUCUCUCUCUCUCUCUCUCUCUCUCUCUCUCUCUCUCUCUCUCUCUCACACACAGAGACAGACAGACAGACAGACAGACAGACAGACAGACAGAGCGAGAGAACUGUCACACUAUCAGAACUCCAAUAUUUGAAGGUUCAGUGACUCCAUAGUCGAUGAACCCAAAAUAGGGCGCAGGUGUCAAUCAAGUCAUGGUCAUGGGACACUGCAUUGCUCGGGGGGAUGUUUGUUUGUGUUUUAAACAAGAGGGAGAAAAAAAUGUCAGUGCCAAACUGACUUUCCAGACCAAUAAGCAAGGCUCCAAGCAUCCUGACACUCACUACAAUCAUCCAUUUCUCUGAUUUGGCUGCCUUACAGUAGGAUUUAUAUUUGGCAUUCAGAGCCAUUGAACAUUGUAUACAGGAACCAUGACAACAACAUACAAGCCAAGCACAGCAUGCAUGCAGCCACUAAAGCAUAAGCAUACACAGCAUACUGAGUGCACUAACUCAAAAGGAGAAACUACUUGAGGUGUUUACACAUUUGCUUUUGUUUCUAACAUCAUGAAGUAAGAGUCCACUGUUGGCUUAAAUAUUGACCAGAUUGACCAUGUUCUUAUGGACGCUCUGAUUUUCCACCACAUACAGUCGGCUACUUUGGUGGUUCUAGCAGUUUUCCUAUAAAGACGGAUUAUAGCUAAACUAAACUCCUUACUGUAUGGUUUCCUAGAUACCACACACACUGUAAACCAACCAGUGUUUAGUAUACACAUUGUACCUGCAUACAGUAGGUAUCCAGUGGCAGGUGUUGGAUUUGAGACAUAACAGCAGUAUACAUUACUGCCUCCAUCCUGGAAGCCUGGGAGGAUGUUCUCUGUUUUAUGUGUUUGAUUAUGAUUGGAUAAAUCAAAACCAGAGGACUAACAAUGGCUAUUCAAUAUUUUCAAUGUAUCGUAUAAAUGCACAGCGGUGCUAUUAGAAGGUUCCGUAAUUAUUUAGGGAUGUCUAAUGAGAACCUCACGGUUAUAAUGAAGACAAAGUCUGUUAUGGCACAAUGCACUUCUUAUUCAUUGUAUGAAGAGUGUCCAAGAGCAUUAAAAGUAUUCUUUCUAAGUUGGCUAAAUAAGUCACACACUAGCAUGUUGGUAUUUACAUUUACAUGUUAGUCAUUUAGCAGACACUCUUAUCCAGAGCGACUUACAGUUAGUGAGUGCAUACAUGUUCAUGUAAGUUUAGGUUGCAGAACAUAAGACCAGAGGGGUUUUAUGUUCAGAUCAUGCACAAUACUUCCAUUGAGUUUUAGUUAGAAAACUUUUAUCCAACAUCAAAGAUACUUGAUAACCAUAAAAUGGGAUCUGAUACUUUAACAGCAAUUAGCGUUGAGACAAGACACUACCCAUAAGGAACCUAUUCAUGUGUGUUAUUCACCCACAGGUACAUCACCCAUCCACCUCUCUAUUGUUAGCUGCUUUGAUAUCUCUCACCUUACACUUCUAGUACAGACCUGGCAUGGCCUGGUGAUACUGUACAAACUGCACAGAGAACCACAGAGAGAACAAAACGCUAUCUAUCUGUAAGAUCUAGACAGCCACUCUGACGUUCACAGUCUAAACAUAUGUAUUGGAAAGUACUAUGUUUCAUAAUUUGAUUCCUUUGUGUUUGCAUAUUUGGCAAAGGCGGAGUAGUGGACUUAUGGACAUGUAAGAGGGGGAUUAGUCUGAAGCCAAAACUCUAAAUGGAACAAUGACCCCUCUUCCCUUGUUAUACAACCGGUGUCUUUCACAGUUCUCUGCUCAUCUGCCAUUUCUCCUAACUUACUAUGCUGUUUGGCUUUUGCAUUUUGAAAGAACAAUGUUGACAUUUUAAUACCUUUGGCUCAGAAAACAAUGAAUCAGUUUCAGAGUGGUCCAACACUAACAAUCUACAGAAACCUGUACCCUCGCACAUUGACUCGGUACCGGUACCCCCUGUAUAUAGCCUCGUUAUUGUUAUUUUAUUGUGUUACUUUUUUAAAAUUGUAUUUAGUAAAUAUUUUCUUAACUCUAUUUCUUGAACUGCAUUGUUGGUUAAGGGCUUAUAAGAAAGUAUUUCACGGUAAGGUCUACACCUGUUGCAUUCGGCACGUGACAAUUUUAUUUUGUUUGAAUUCCACCCCAGAUCCUACAUAAUGGGUUGCAAGGUCAUGGCAUGACAUCCAUUCCAUCUGGCUUCCAUGUUAAUGAUCUUCUGACAUGGCUACAGUGGGUGCCUGUACAACAUCCCACCCACAGAAACAACAACCAGAGACCCUAUGGACCUGACCAGGCAUGGGAGGGGCCCCUCACUUAA
Molecule: messenger RNA, 6785 nt
Organism: Coregonus sp. 'balchen'
Lineage: Eukaryota; Metazoa; Chordata; Actinopteri; Salmoniformes; Salmonidae
Source: the annotation of a GenBank genome assembly